CAGUUCCGUCCAAAGUGGGUCCACAAGUCUGCACUUUUCCUUUUCCCUUUUCUCAGAGGACGAUCUUUCUGAGGAAUCCCUAAUAAGCCCACCCCAAAUUUCCCAAUCUUUUUCUCUUCUCGAAUCUAUUCUCUCUCUCUCUCAGCUGCCUAUCCUGUUUUGCUGUUCUUUCAAAUUCCUAUCCUUGUCACUUUUUCCCCACAACUCAAAGCUCUUUAUUGUUAUUUCUUCAAUCAGUUUUAGCUACAAAGCACCUUUCCACCCCAAAAUAGAACCUGAGUUCUAGGGAAGUCCCUCAUUUUCCAAGGCUUAAAAAAAAAAAAAAAUAUUAAUGAAGAGCCCAAAAAAACUGAUUUUGUCAUCUGGGUUUGCCUAAUUUCGAGAAUCGAUUUUUGGUUUUGGAAGCUUCAGGUGGCUUUUGCUUCUGUUUUAGGUUUGACGAGCUUCAAGUUUUUGUAGGUUAGGCCAGAUUGCUUCUGGUGUUAUUUAGGAAUUUAUGUACUUUGAAGAAGAAGAAGAAGGAGAACGGUUUGGUUUGGCUGCUUGAGAAUUUUAUUGGAUACCUGGUUUGAAUUUGGGUCGUCGCCAUUUUAGCCGUUUGAGGUAUAUUGGAUUUGAAUUAUUUUUUGUUUCUGGUGGUGGCAUCGGUUUAGAGUUCUGGGUCAUGGAGUUUUUGGCUGAUUUUUUUUUCAAGUAAGAAUUAGCUUUUGUAUUAAAGGGGUUGUAUUAAAUUAGAAGGAACGAAGAUGAAGAGAGGGAAAGAUGAGGAGAAGAUCAUGGGACCUAUGUUCCCAAGACUCCAUGUUAAUGAUACGGAGAAAGGAGGGCCUAGAGCUCCUCCGAGGAAUAAGAUGGCCCUUUAUGAACAGCUCUGUAUCCCGUCUCAGAGGUUCAAUCCUGGGGUCCUUCCUCUUAACCCCAACAAUACUAGCAAUCUGGUUCCCUUAUCAUCCUCAAGCCAGGGAAGCGGCCUUGAAAGGAAUUUGCUCUUUCCUCGUCCCUUAAAUCCAUCACCGUCUACAUAUCAGGCCGAGAAGUUCCAUGCUCCCCGGUCGGAUGGAGCAAAGGGGAGUUCUCCGUUGGCACAGCUUGAACAAAGAAAGAGGGUUGGAGAUGAAGAUGAUUUCAUGGUUCCUGUAUUUGUUCAAUCUAGGGUUGGUCAGAGCCUUGGUAAAUUUCAUAAUGGUUUUGACAAGGAAAAACUUGCUCCUGUUGGCCCCACUCAUUCUGAACAUCCAAUGAAAGGCGGCCAAAGUGUUUUUGACAAGGAUCCAGAACAAUUUCAUUCAGUGUCUCACAGUUCAAGAGAAGAAGUGCAUACUGAGAGUGUAGAGACCCCAAUAGUGGGUGGCCAAGGUACGGACCUUUCUGGAAAAUCUGCCACAAAUCACUCGACCCGAGAAAAGAAUGAUGCUUCUGCCAAGGAAGCCAGAGCAUCUCCGAAUCAAGAGUGCAGGAGAGACCCUGUGCAUAAUUUUAGCAGGUUACCUGACAGUGAUGCUUGCUUACAACAAGAGUCUAGAGCUGAGUCACGACUAGACAGCUUGGGGCUGGCUGAUGGUCUUGUUGAGUCUACAAGGGAUAAAGAGAAUGGAACUGCCUCCCAGGAAAUAAGUGAUUCUCCAUCUGAGGGUGUUCAUAACAGUCCCAAUGUGCAUGAUAAUGACAGUGAAUGUAUUGGAGAAAGAACAUGUAUUUCAUUACACAUUGAGACUGUAGAUAAAAGUGAUGAUGUUUCUGAGACCUCAAUGGUUGAUUCUAUGGUAGAUUUGGAUAUCUCUCCCGAUGAUGUUGUAGGAAUAAUAGGUCAAAAACAUUUUUGGAAAGCUAGAAGAGCGAUUGUCAAGGAGAUGUACAUCUUAAUAAAGUUACUUUGUGCAAGGCGACCUCUGAGACAGUGGAUCAUCUCAUUGUUCAUAGCCCUAUUGCCUCUACUUCUCGGUCAGCAAAGAGUGUUUGCUAUUCAAGUAUUUGAGUUGCAUAGACUGAUAAAGGUUCAACAACUUAUUGCUGCAUCACCACAUCUCUUGCUUGAAGAUAGUGCUUUCUUAGGAAAAUCUUCUUUAACGGGUUCUCUGUCAAAGAAACUUCCAUCACAGUAUGUUGUGAAGCCACUCCCGCAAAUUGUUAAUCACAAAGAUGAUUCUGAGAAGACAAGCCAUAAAAUGGAGUGUUCAGCAGAAAAUGCAGUUGCCAAAACAUCUCUUUCUUCUGUGAAAAUUGGUAGCCAGCCUUCAAACUAUGGUCGAUAUUUUGGGAAUCCGCAGCCAGCACCUGUGGCAACUGAUAAUAAAAUGGGUCCUUGGUGUUUCCAUCAAUCAGCAGGGCAGCAAUGGUUGAUUCCUGUAAUGUCUCCUUCUGAAGGACUUGUCUAUAAGCCAUAUCCAGGACCUGCAUUUAUGGGAGCAGUUUGUGGACCACCUUUCAACUCAACUCCCGUAUCAGGGAACUUCAUGAAUUCAUCCUAUGGAGUUCCAUCUUCUCAUCAUCAUGGAAUGGGAAUCAUUCCUGGCAGUCCUCCUGUUGUUCAUGCUUACUUUCCUCCGUAUGGCAUGCCUGUUGGUAAUCCAGUCAUGCCAGGUUCUGCUGUUGAACAAAUGGAUGGGUGUCCUGGACCUGGUUCACAUAACCAACAUGGUCAGGUUUCAGAAGCUGGAGCUAACUUUAACAUGCAGCAGCAGAGCUCAUGUAAUGUGCCGACCCAGAAGAAUGUACCCCAGAGUGUGAGAUCUCUGGCAUCUAAAGGAAGCGAGUUACAAGGAAGUACUGCUAGUAGCCCUGGGGAGAGAGUACAAGGAGUCAAGGUGCAUAGCAAUGCUGAAGGAAGGGAUGCUCUUCAACUCUUCCCUACAGCUCCAGCAGCUCCAGAGGGAGCUCCUCAGCCACAUGGUACGGACCUGCCUACCCGGGUGAUCAGGGUUGUACCGCACAAUCCUAGAUCUGCAACUGAAUCAGCUGCUCGAAUUUUUCAAUCCAUACAAGAGGAGAGAAAACAGUUUGACUCUGUCUAGCUCAAAACUUUAUUGAUCGUUGGCUGAUAAAUGAUCUUUCGGCUCAUCUAAGUUCGAAUGGGACUUGAUCAUAUCCUCUGUUAUCUGUAAUGGGCAGUAUAUUUUGUAACAAGUUUCCCUUUUCCUUUUUUUCUUUUUGUUGACGUAAUUGUAGUAUAUUCAUAUGUACAUAUUUCUAGUAGAUCAUAACUGGUCAAUGUAAUAUGAAUAUAUGACGUUUCUUUCAA
This is a messenger RNA of Ziziphus jujuba (common jujube), 3238 nucleotides long. RefSeq names its product protein EARLY FLOWERING 3. The record is from RefSeq and is a predicted model, not a curated record. The coding region runs from base 747 to 3011 and encodes 754 amino acids. Gene Ontology annotation, biological process: regulation of photoperiodism, flowering. The transcript has 5 exons. NCBI's taxonomy places the organism in Eukaryota, Viridiplantae, Streptophyta, Magnoliopsida, Rosales, Rhamnaceae.